UCUCUAUAAUAAGCCUGUGAUCUAACCAUGCAGAAACUUCAGGGUCCAUUUCAUAGCUGGCAAAUAUAAGACUUUGCUACUUUAGACUUAGGGUCAGAUUGAUCCAGUCUCUUGUGUAUAAAGGAAACGGCAUUUUCUUCAUAAACCGACGGUUCGGAUCAUCAUGCCUGUCGACCUUGCUAAAGAGAGACAGCUACAGGGUGUGGCGCUGUGCUUAGAGGCACGAGGAGAGUGCCUAGACCUGGGAAAGAAGAUCAGCGUUCCACAGGAUAUAAUGAUGGAGGAGUUGAACCUGCGCUCAAACAAGGGAUCCAGAAUGUUCCAAGCGAGACAAAAGAGAUCAGAGAAGUUCACGCUGGAAGGUGCAGGAAAACAAGCUGACGAUCAAAGCGAGACAUCAUAUCAUCAGGCUACAGAAGAGCUGACAGACAAAGCUCACAGCAGCACAAAGGUCAACCCACCAGAGAGAAACAACCUGCUGGCUAAACUCCAUCACAGCGUAGCCAAAAAGGGAAGUCCGAGCGUUCUGGCACCAGGAUAUUCUGGGCCUCUGAAAGAGAUUCCUCCUGAGAAAUUCAACGUUACUGUAAUCCCCAAGUCAUACUGCUCACCAUGGGAAGAACAGAGCGACAGCAAAAGCAUGCUGGUGACCAUUAGCUCCAAUCUGCCCGAACCUCCUCAGAAACUCGUCCCUGCUAACUACAGAUGCUUCAACAGAGCUCCGAUGCCAUUUGGAGGGACGUCAGGUGGCACCAGGACCCUGCCUCUGCCUGGCUUUGAACUCUUGCAGGCCUACACGGAGCCCACACUCACCUGGGAGAGGAUGUGCGCUCGGCCCAACUUUAACCGCAUCCCGAGAGGCUGGACAGCUUAA
This is a messenger RNA of Hemibagrus wyckioides, 874 nucleotides long. Its product is annotated as myozenin-2. The record is from RefSeq and is a predicted model, not a curated record. The transcript has 6 exons. NCBI's taxonomy places the organism in Eukaryota, Metazoa, Chordata, Actinopteri, Siluriformes, Bagridae. Gene Ontology annotation, molecular function: FATZ binding; actin binding; telethonin binding. Gene Ontology annotation, cellular component: Z disc; actin cytoskeleton. Bases 164 to 874 code for a protein of 236 amino acids.